AUGAACGCUAGCUAUUACAAUUUGGAUAAUUUCCAGUCCUAUAGAAUUGCUAAUGAUAAGCUAGGCCGGAAAAAUCUGCAUGUCAUCAGAACGCAUCAUUGUGUGGUGGCCAGUAGUAGACCAUUUACGUACCAUGUUGAAGGGAGAAAAUGUUACAAAAAACCUGAUAUUUACGCCAAAGUGUCCUUUGGUCCAAUUGUGUCUGCCUUCGUUAUCCAUAAUAAAGAGGGGGUAGUGGCACUAGCACUGGCAAAUGUUACCGAGCACGGUUUGACUGCUGCUGUCUUGACGGAAAAUCUGCAGCAUGGAUUGCGAGUCGCGCAGCAAACCCAAUCAGGGCAUGACUCAAUCGAAAGAUAUAUUUGGAUACCGAGUACUGAAACCAAUCAUAGCGCCAUGCAUAUGAACACUUUGACCUCUCACAGGCGAAUGGAAAUCCCGCUGAUUAUUUAG
This is a messenger RNA of Penicillium vulpinum, 453 nucleotides long. RefSeq lists its product as uncharacterized. The transcript is spliced from 2 exons. Lineage: Eukaryota; Fungi; Ascomycota; Eurotiomycetes; Eurotiales; Aspergillaceae. The record is from RefSeq and is a predicted model, not a curated record. The coding region runs from base 1 to 453 and encodes 150 amino acids. Gene Ontology annotation, molecular function: oxidoreductase activity, acting on the aldehyde or oxo group of donors, NAD or NADP as acceptor.